Messenger RNA from Corythoichthys intestinalis (scribbled pipefish), 2494 nucleotides. Its product is annotated as tubulin beta-2A chain-like. Gene Ontology annotation, molecular function: GTPase activity; structural constituent of cytoskeleton; GTP binding. NCBI's taxonomy places the organism in Eukaryota, Metazoa, Chordata, Actinopteri, Syngnathiformes, Syngnathidae. Gene Ontology annotation, biological process: microtubule cytoskeleton organization; mitotic cell cycle. The coding region runs from base 800 to 2308 and encodes 502 amino acids. The record is from RefSeq and is a predicted model, not a curated record. Gene Ontology annotation, cellular component: microtubule; cytoplasm. The transcript has 3 exons.
AGCUUGUUAAAUGCUCGUAAGAACUCUAAAUUCAGGAAGUUGACACAUGCUUAAACAACAAUAAUAUUUAAGUUCCUUCAUCUUAAUAAGGUAAGCAAUGCAUUCAGGGACAAAAUUUUCAUGUCCUUUUUUUUUUGUCACUAAGCAGAUUGCUAAACGGAGGCCUCACAAGGGCGUGGCUUUUGUCAUUGGAGGUUCUGUUUAGGCGUGCCUUUGCUCCUCCCGGAAGAGAACAUCCAUGUUAGUUGUAGUAUAGCACAUCAUGGAGCUCCACUGAGCAGGUCUUGCAGUUUUGAGGUCCGCUGUUCGAAGCUGGGCGCUGUCCUUCCUGUGAGGAGUUUGCAUGUUGUUUGCAUGUUAACCUUUUUCUCCCAAUAGCAUGCAUGAUAGGUUAUAAACGCAAUAUAAAUGAAAGGCUAAUUGGGGAAAAAAAGAAAUGUAGGUUAUGAUAAGGACAGAAAAAAUAAACAAAACCUAUGUCACAUGAAUGAAAGUCAAAACCAUUUUCAUUUCUUUGGAUAUUAAAACAUGUACUUUAAAAAUGAGAGAGAAAAAUGCGAUUGAUUAAGACAUUAAGACGUAGAGUAUCUCAUAGACUAGAGAAGGCCAAUGUUACAAAACCUAUGUGACAUUGAUCAACAAGAACAAAACACGGAUGUGAAACCUACCUAAGAUCAUACUCAUUUAUUCAACUUUAGAAAAGCAUGUACUGACUGUUAAAAUAAUUACUAGCUCAAACAUUUAUUAAAGGGUAAACAUGUAUUUGGUUCUUUAAUGGACAUAUUGUUACAAAGGGGACAUGAAAAACAUGCUUGAUCUUUAUGUUACAUUGGCUACCAUUAAGACCGUCAAUGGCACUGAUGAUCAUUCACUGCCAGUCCUUCCCAUUUCAAGUGGACUGGACGUCAAUCACCAUCAAUGGCAGCCAAUUAGUCAAGCAAGACAAAGACCACUUGAGCUAACCAUGCAAUACGUAAUAAACGAAGGACGCGUCUGCGUGCGUGUUGUCCUGCAGUUCUGGGAGGUGAUAAGUGACGAGCAUGGCAUCGACCCAUCGGGCAGUUACCAAGGCGACAGCGAGCUGCAACUGGAGAGGAUCAACGUAUACUACAACGAAGCUUCCGGCAGCAAAUUUGUUCCAAGGGCCAUUCUGGUGGACCUGGAACCUGGGACCAUGGAUUCAGUUCGCUCAGGUCCAUUUGGCCAGCUGUUCAGGCCUGACAAUUUUGUCUUUGGUCAAAGCGGAGCGGGAAACAACUGGGCCAAGGGUCACUACACGGAAGGAGCCGAGCUGGUGGAUGCGGUUCUGGAUGUGGUGAGGAAAGAGUCUGAGAACUGCGACUGUCUGCAGGGCUUCCAACUGACCCACUCUCUGGGCGGGGGCACUGGCUCUGGGAUGGGCACAUUGCUCAUCAGCAAGAUCCGCGAGGAGUACCCCGACCGUAUCAUGAACACGUUCAGCGUCAUGCCGUCGCCCAAAGUGUCCGACACUGUGGUGGAGCCGUACAAUGCCACGCUGUCCGUGCACCAACUGGUGGAGAACACGGACGAGAGCUUCAGCAUUGACAACGAGGCACUCUAUGACAUCUGUUUCCGUACGCUUAAGCUGACCACACCCACCUACGGCGACCUCAACCACCUGGUGUCGGCCACCAUGAGCGGGGUCACCACUUGUCUGCGCUUCCCCGGCCAGCUAAACGCCGACCUACGCAAACUGGCCGUCAACAUGGUGCCCUUCCCCCGCUUGCACUUCUUCAUGCCGGGCUUUGCCCCCCUCACCAGCAGGGGGAGCCAACAGUACCGCGCCCUCUCGGUCCCCGAGCUCACGCAGCAGAUGUUCGACGCCAAGAACAUGAUGGCCGCGUGCGACCCACGACAUGGCCGCUACCUAACAGUGGCGGCCAUUUUCCGCGGUCGCAUGUCCAUGAAGGAGGUGGACGAGCAGAUGUUGAGCGUGCAGAACAAGAACAGCAGUUACUUCGUGGAGUGGAUCCCCAGCAACGUCAAGACAGCUGUCUGUGACAUUCCGCCACGCGGUCUUAAGAUGUCGGCCACCUUCAUCGGCAAUAGCACGGCUAUCCAGGAGCUCUUCCGUAGGAUCUCAGAGCAGUUCACUGCCAUGUUCCGCCGGAAGGCUUUCUUGCACUGGUACACCGGCGAGGGCAUGGAUGAGAUGGAAUUCACCGAGGCCGAGAGCAACAUGAAUGACCUGGUGUCCGAGUACCAGCAGUACCAGGACGCCACCGCUGACGAAAUGGGCGAGUACGAGGAAGACGAAAUGGAGGAAGACGAUGACGGGCGCCAUUGAGAAGGCACCGCCUGAAAGGAACUGUAAAGCCACCUCUGCCGUAUAAUGUAUGGGAACGUGAAAGAGAUGUCAGUGUACAGCCCCGCACUAGUAGUAGAAGCUGCCAUUGCUGUUUUCUGGUCAAAACAAAUAAAACGUUUAGCAUCAAUAAAUUCCAAAUAAAGGUUAAACUUGCAAUCCAACAAC